ACUUAGGUUUGGGCUUUAAAAACAAAUAUAAAAUGUGUGUUGUCGGUGGAUUCAUUGAUUUUUGAUAGUCUGCUAAGCCAAGCUAAAGCCUAUUGUGAAUUACUCCUCUGCUGGGCAAAAGCUUAUCUCCAUUCAUUCCGUACCAACAACAAAACCAUCACAUUUCUCGUUCACUCGCACGCAAAACCUCCACUUCUAUCCACAAAUUCACGUAGGUGAAGAUGAACGCCGGUGAUGCUUACGGUGUAGUGGAGGCACAGUACAUAUGGAGACACCAUAGACACCAGCCUAAAGAGAACCAGUGCACUUCUGCUCUCGUCAAGCACAUCAAAGCUCCUGUUCAUCUUGUUUGGUCACUGGUGAGGCGAUUCGAUCAGCCGCAGAAGUACAAGCCAUUUGUGAGUAGGUGCGUUGUGAAUGGGGAGACUGGAGAGCCUGGGAUUGGAAGCGUCAGGGAAGUGAAUGUUAAAUCUGGACUUCCUGCUACCACUAGCACCGAGAUGCUGGAACUCCUUGACGAUGAGGAGCACAUUCUUGGAAUCAAGAUUGUUGGUGGAGAUCAUAGGCUAAAGAACUACUCAUCAAUCAUGACUGUCCAUCCUGAGGUUAUUGAUGGAAGACAUGGGACGUUAGUUAUAGAGUCAUUUGUGGUGGACGUGCCUGAGGGGAACACUAAGGAUGAAACAUGUUAUUUUGUGAAGGCUCUCAUCCAGUGCAAUCUCAAAUCUUUGGCUGACGUUUCAGAGAGGAUGGCGGUGCAGGGCUGGUUGAACCCAUCAAUCGAUUCUGAAUAAGUGGUUUCUGAGUAUUUGAAGUCAUUAGGAUGGCUGUGCCAUUUGAGGGUUGUAAUUCCAAAGGCCUUGUAGAGUUUGGUGGGAGUGCUUCUUCCAUAUUCCCAGAAGUUUUGCAUGCAUUUCACACCUCUUGAAGACCCUUUCUGCCUGCUUUUGCUUUGUCUCAUUUGUCUCUCAGCAUCAAAGGUGGGGUUUCCCCUGCAUUAGUUUCUAAGUUCUUAGACAAAUUUCCUCAAAACUUGUUAUGAAUGGGAAAGGAUCGGCUCUCUUUCACUGUUGCUUUGUUUAGUUUUUGCAUGGUGGUAUGUAAAUUAUUAUGGCCAUAUCUGUAAAUAUCCAUGUAAUGCCUUUGAACUGUAGGUUUUUAUCUCUUAGUUGCAGCUUCCAGGUGCAGGGAUUGCUAGUGACGAACUUAAAGUAGCAGUGUUUUGUUGAUUUUAAUUUAAUUUUACAAUAUCCUCUUCAGCGCA
This is a messenger RNA of Manihot esculenta (cassava), 1264 nucleotides long. RefSeq names its product abscisic acid receptor PYL9. Gene Ontology annotation, biological process: abscisic acid-activated signaling pathway. The transcript is spliced from 3 exons. Gene Ontology annotation, molecular function: abscisic acid binding; protein phosphatase inhibitor activity; signaling receptor activity. The record is from RefSeq and is a predicted model, not a curated record. Bases 222 to 794 code for a protein of 190 amino acids. NCBI's taxonomy places the organism in Eukaryota, Viridiplantae, Streptophyta, Magnoliopsida, Malpighiales, Euphorbiaceae. Gene Ontology annotation, cellular component: nucleus; cytoplasm.